AUGCCCAGCAAGAGGAAUAAAUACAACUCUCGCUUCCCAACAGCCAGAAUCAAGAAGAUUAUGCAGACAGACAAGGAGGUUGGCAAGGUGGCAGCUUCUGUGCCUGUCAUGAUCUCCAGGGCAUUAGAAUUGUUUUUGGAAUCGUUUCUCAAGAAAGCCUGUCAAGUGACCCAGUCUCGGAAUGCCAAGACCAUGACCACCUCCCACCUGAAGCAGUGUAUGGAACUGGAGCAGCAGUUUGAUUUCUUGAAGGACUUGAUGGCCACCAUGCCCAACAUGCAGGAAGAUGGAGAAGAUAAUCACCUGGAUGGGGAGAAAAGUGUCCGAAGGGGCCAGAAGCCCAGGAACAGCUGGAAAAGUGGUGGUGCUAGAGCAAAGGGGAAAGACAAGAAACAGUCUGGGACCACCUUGGAGCAGGAGGAUGAUUCUGAAGACACACAGACAGAUGGGGUGGAGAAGAUGCCACAGGUCCCACCCCAAUCCAGCCAGCCCAUGGCCCAAUUCCAGAGCCCCUUGGCCCCUUUCCUCCCCUUCUCCUCCACCCUGCUUCUCCCUCCAGCACCACCUGGCUUGACUGCUGUUGAAGAAGAAGAAGAAGAUUAUGACUCAUAG
Trichosurus vulpecula (common brushtail) is the source of this 612-nucleotide messenger RNA. RefSeq names its product dr1-associated corepressor-like. Gene Ontology annotation, cellular component: nucleus; negative cofactor 2 complex. Gene Ontology annotation, molecular function: protein heterodimerization activity; transcription corepressor activity; RNA polymerase II general transcription initiation factor activity. The coding region runs from base 1 to 612 and encodes 203 amino acids. Gene Ontology annotation, biological process: positive regulation of transcription by RNA polymerase II; negative regulation of transcription by RNA polymerase II; transcription by RNA polymerase II. The record is from RefSeq and is a predicted model, not a curated record. Lineage: Eukaryota; Metazoa; Chordata; Mammalia; Diprotodontia; Phalangeridae. The transcript has a single exon.